Messenger RNA from Teleopsis dalmanni, 2330 nucleotides. Its product is annotated as protein crooked neck-like. Lineage: Eukaryota; Metazoa; Arthropoda; Insecta; Diptera; Diopsidae. The transcript has 3 exons. The coding region runs from base 192 to 2258 and encodes 688 amino acids. Gene Ontology annotation, cellular component: precatalytic spliceosome; post-mRNA release spliceosomal complex; U2-type catalytic step 2 spliceosome. The record is from RefSeq and is a predicted model, not a curated record. Gene Ontology annotation, biological process: spliceosomal complex assembly; mRNA splicing, via spliceosome. Gene Ontology annotation, molecular function: protein binding.
AAUUAAAAAAUAAUUGUUUUCCUUUGAGGCUAUUUUGUCACACAUAUUUCCUUUAUGAGGAAAAUGCCUAAAUUCACGCAAUAAUACACAGGUGGCAACACUAAAUUUAAUUGUCAGACACAAAAAGAGGUUCUGUUUACAUUUGCAGUUGCAAAUUUUUCUUGUUAAGAAAUUGUUUAGUUUUGUUAAAUAUGGAGAAACCAUUAAAGAUGCCGAAAGUGGCAAAGGUUAAAAACAAAGCGCCCGCUGAGGUGCAAAUAACGGCUGAACAAUUGUUGCGUGAGGCUAAAGAACGUGAUCUGGAAAUAUUACCACCACCUCCAAAACAGAAAAUCUCUGAUCCAGCCGAGUUAGCAGAUUAUCAGCAGCGUAAACGUAAAACAUUUGAAGAUAAUUUACGCAAAAAUCGUAUGGUGGUAAGCCAUUGGAUAAAGUAUGCGCAAUGGGAGGAAUCCCAAAAAGAGAUACAUCGUGCUCGAUCUAUAUGGGAACGAGCACUAGAUAAUGAACACCGAAAUAUCACAAUUUGGCUAAAAUAUGCCGAAAUGGAAAUGAAAAAUAAGCAAGUCAAUCAUGCACGUAAUCUGUGGGAUCGCGCUGUAACAAUAAUGCCUCGUGUUAAUCAAUUCUGGUAUAAAUAUACCUAUAUGGAAGAGAUGUUAGAGAAUAUAGCUGGGGCUAGGCAAGUAUUUGAACGUUGGAUGGAAUGGCAACCAGAGGAACAGGCAUGGCAGACGUAUGUAAAUUUUGAAUUACGCUAUAAGGAAAUCGAUAGAGCUCGAGCCAUAUAUGAACGGUUUGUGUACGUACAUCCUGAUGUUAAAAAUUGGAUUAAAUUUGCACGUUUUGAAGAGUCGCAUGGUUUCAUACAUGGAUCACGGAGAGUUUUUGAGCGCGCAGUAGAAUUCUUUGGAGAUGACUACAUUGACGAACGUUUAUUUAUUGCAUUUGCACGCUUCGAGGAGGGUCAGAAAGAACAUGAUAGGGCACGUGUUAUAUACAAAUAUGCACUCGAUCAUUUGCCUAAGGAACAAACAAAAGAAUUAUAUAAGGCAUAUACGAUACAUGAAAAGAAAUACGGUGAUAGAGCCGGUAUAGAAGAUGUUAUUGUAUCGAAACGGAAAUUCCAGUAUGAACAAGAAGUAGCCAUAAAUCCGCAGAACUACGAUGCUUGGUUUGAUUACUUGCGACUUAUAGAAGCUGAAGGUGACUAUGACAUAAUACGUGAGAUUUAUGAACGCGCAAUUUCAAAUGUACCUCCUGGUAAUGAGAAGAACUACUGGCGGAGGUACAUAUAUCUCUGGAUUAAUUAUGCUUUGUUCGAAGAACUAGAAGCUGAAGAUAUAGAACGUACACGACAAAUAUAUAAAACGUGUCUUGAACUUUUGCCGCAUAAAAAAUUUACAUUCAGCAAAGUCUGGUUAUAUUAUGCACAGUUCGAAAUACGUUGUAAAGACUUGCAGCGUGCACGUAAAAUACUAGGUAUGGGUUUAGGAAUGUGUCCACAUGACAAAUUGUUUCGUGGAUAUAUUGAACUUGAAAUUCAGCUGCGUGAGUUCGAUCGUUGCAGAUUGCUCUAUGAAAAGUUUCUCGAGUUCGGACCAGAAAAUUGUGUAACAUGGAUGAAAUUCGCUGAACUAGAAACAUUGCUUGGGGACAUUGAUAGAGCUCGUGCUAUUUUUGAACUUGCAGUGCAACAACCGCGUUUAGAUAUGCCAGAGCUUUUAUGGAAAGCUUAUAUAGAUUUUGAAGUAGCACAAGAAGAAUAUGACUUCGCCAGACAAUUAUAUGAACGAUUACUUGAACGCACACAUCACGUUAAAGUUUGGAUGUCGUACGCUAAAUUUGAGUUGACUGCAUGUACAACAGAAUCAAAUGAAGAUGACUCCACACUGUUUAGAAGUUUGGCACGCAGCGUUUAUAGACGUGCCAAUGAUACAUUAAGACAAACUGGUGACAAAGAAUCAAGGGUUUUAUUACUAGAAGCAUGGAGAGAUUUUGAAGUUGAAACUGGAGAGGAAGAUGAGUUAGAGAAAGUUAUAGCAAAGAUGCCACGACGUGUUAAGAAACGACAGAAAAUUGUAUCAGAGGACGGUGUUGAAGAAGGCUGGGAAGAAGUCUUUGAUUACAUAUUUCCAGAGGAUGAAAUGGCACGUCCUAAUUUGAAACUUUUAGCAGCAGCGAAAAUGUGGAAAAAACUUAAAGAAACUAAUGACCCGUCAGAAAAUACGGAAAGCGAAAGUUCUGACCAAAUAUAAAUAAUAUUGAAACGAUUAAUAAUAAACGAUUAAAAAGUUAAGCAAAUAAAACAACUUAUAAUUUUUACUUUA